Molecule: messenger RNA, 737 nt
Organism: Centruroides sculpturatus (bark scorpion)
Lineage: Eukaryota; Metazoa; Arthropoda; Arachnida; Scorpiones; Buthidae
Product: ganglioside GM2 activator-like
Exons: 4
Coding region: 63-596 (177 amino acids)
Biological process (GO): ganglioside catabolic process; lipid transport
Cellular component (GO): cytoplasmic side of plasma membrane
Molecular function (GO): lipid carrier activity; enzyme activator activity
Source: RefSeq, a predicted model, not a curated record
UUACGUAACGUUCAGUUAUAUAGACUUGGGUUCGAAGGAGGGAGAAAGUGAGUUUGAUAAAAAUGUGGUAUCUUUUGCUGCUGCUGUUGGGAGGGAGCUCGGCCUUCGAGUACGAAGACUGCGGUAUUCCCGACCAGAAGAUCGCCUUCAUUGACAGUCUGGUCAUCAGUCCGGAUCCGGCUACCAUUCCAGGAGACAUGACAGUCAGCGUCAAAAUAAGAGUGACCGAAGACAUUCCUCCGGGAGCCAUAGUUAAGUUGAAGAUCAUCCGCCAUAUGAACAUUUUCGGUCAAGCUAUAGACUUGCCUCUACCUUGCUUGGGAGAUAUCGGUUCGUGCGAUACCGAAGCCUGCAGAUUUUUGAAAAGUCACGAGGAAAGGGCAUGCCCCUUCUUUCCAGAAGAUAAACCUUGCCAAUGCCCCAUAACGGCCGGAGAUUACGUGGGUACGGAUCUCGUGGUGCCCUUUCCGGAUUUCGGACCUCUUCUCAACCAGUUGGUGGCGGGUAAGUACGAGUUUCAGUUCAUCGUACAACACGGAGAGAGACAAUUGGCUUGCGUUCGAGCUAAACUGGAGCUAGCCGCCAAAAAAGAAUGAAAAUACUCGAGAAGUCGGUUCGAAAACGUUCUUUCCUUCCUUUGUUCAUGCAAAUUACAUUUUAAAACGUCCGAGUUUCUUUAUUGUACAAAGUCCAAUUAUUAAACUGAACCUUAUAAUAAAUGGCAAUUUUCGAAAGAA